Molecule: messenger RNA, 2677 nt
Organism: Panonychus citri (citrus red mite)
Lineage: Eukaryota; Metazoa; Arthropoda; Arachnida; Trombidiformes; Tetranychidae
Exons: 2
Coding region: 1541-2149 (202 amino acids)
Source: RefSeq, a predicted model, not a curated record
ACGGCGAUCAAAGUGACUUUUAUAUUUUAAAACAACUUUUUCGUGUCCUAAGGCCUUUUCGAGUCCGUUGAAUAUCCCCUCAGUUAUUGUAUAAAAAGGGAAUCCUCAUCAAUGGACGAUUGAUGAGGAUUUUGAGCUUCUGGAUGAAUUAAACGUUGAAAGAUGAAAAGUUUUUCAUCCCAAUCAAUCAGGUUAUUUCCAUCUCACCAGAAUAAAUCAACCAGAAAUUUUCUCUGGUUAACAUUAAUACUGGCGAUAUCAACAACUACUUGAGCCAUUUGUAGAAAAAAAAUUAAAUUUUUGAGAAGAGGAAGUGAAGAGUUAAUGAAGAAGAAGAAGAGUUGAUGUUGUUGAAGAAGAAAAAGAAGAAGAGUUGAAGAAAAAAAUAAGGUAAUAAAGACUUUUCGAAAACUAGAAAUUUUUAGUUUUCGAAAAGUUCUUCAAAUGACCUUCAAGUGCGUUCUUUCAUGAAUAACCUUGACCUUGAAAUAUGACAACUGAGUAUCGGUCAAACUUCCGUAGACGAAAUAUGGACCCUAUCGGUCAAGUGAUUUUGGAGUAAUCGUGAAAAGAAAACUAACAAGUUAGCUGAAUUGCCCUGUAUAUCAUACACACCUUCAGUGAAAGUGUGGCAGUGGAAUUUUCUAUUACAGCAUGGUCCAUUGAUGCCUGGAUGGUGUCCAUGAUUGGAUCUCUCUAAGAACAUCAUUCCAAUUGCAUGGAAUAUUAUUCGGAUUAUUUUAAUUAUUUACAUAUCCGAAAGAACUUGUCUUUGGUUUUCGUUCAGAAAAGUUUGACCUUAAGACAUUGAAGAUCUGAAGACAAGAAAAAAAUAUAUGAGAAAGUAAAAGAGAGAGAUAGAAAGAAAACAAAGAGAUUCAAUGUCAAGGAAAGGUCAAUAGAAGGUAGCAAAAGUAAAAAUUUAAAGUCACUAAAAUACAAAUAAAAUGGCUUAUUGUAUUAGAAUUUUGGUGUUUUUUCGGCGGUGUUUUAGCCGAUAUAAUAAAUGCUACUUCUGCUUCCAUCCAUUGGAGUGGUGGUGCUUCUAAUGAAAGACAAAUACUCUCUUAUAAGAUUGAGGGUCGAACUAAUCAAAAUUCUUCAUGGAUUGUAUUAGCUGAUCACAUUUUGUCUACUGGAGUAAAUCGCGAAAACUUCAGGAGUUCAACUUCAAUGUUCGAGCUAAUAAUCUCUCUCCAUGGAGCAUCUUUGAGUUCAGAGUAUCUGCUUACAAUGAUCUUGGAUCUAGUCUACCUUCCGAUGUCAGUCCACUUUACAGAAUAAAUGCCUCUUCUGAUUCUGUCCAUCAUCGUACUUGACUUAAUCGACAGCAAUAAGAAUGAUGUCAUCGUUGCUUUAUGUCCAAACACUGAAUACUUUGUAUCGGCUCGAACAACAAUGAAGCAAAUUUUACUGUUUUAUGAAACUUUUUUCCUUUACAACCUUUUGAGAGAAAAGAUUAUUAAUUUUAUGAUUGCAUUGACAACCAAAAAGCGAAUAUAAUUCUCAUCCUUACACUGGCCUUUCAUCGGCAUCCUACAUGGCUAAUAGACCAAAAUUCACUGGAUCUUACAAAAGACCUUCUUUAAGAUCAUUAAGUAAUAUAAGCCAUGAUUCGGGUGGAGUCGGGGGAUCAAACUCUUCAAAGCCAACAUAUUCAGUAUUCACCAGAUUAACCGGCCUAAAAGGUGAUCUGACUGUUUUCAAUCCAUCCACCACCGUGACACCACCGACAACAACACUGACAACAUCCUCGUCCUAUUCAACGUUACCCUCCAAUUCCACCUUCACCACUUCAUCUACGCCAUUUAACAACAGUGCCUCUCAAACCUUGAAGUCAAGUGCCUCUAUUAGUGCAUUAAAUCAAACAGGUGCCAAUCAGCAACUAAACGAAACAACGACACAUUCUAGCUUCUCGAAACCCCCUGUAGUUGUAAGGAUAGAGAAACACCAAGUUCUUAAACCUCAUGAAACUCUGGAAGCUGAAUUGCCACCACCACCAUCGAUGGCCGGUUUAUAUACUGAAGUUUUGACUAAAACAACUUUCACCGAAACAACAACCACCCGAGUUACCAACAAUAUCCUCAAGGAUUCAACCGGUUCCAUUGUAACAGAAUCAACUGUAGCAACGGAAACUCGGUCAGGAUGAGGGAAUUUAAAUCUUGUUCAUAGUUAUUUAAUUCACCAAAUCACUUAAUCUAAUCAAAUUUCAUUUUCGUUUGGUGUUAAAUUUGUAGUCAAAUUAUCAAUCUAUUUACCUUAAUUGUUUAUCAUCUUUUCCCUCGGAAUUUAGGUUAUAGCAAUUAAUUAGAAGCUAUUAUCCCUUGAGAAUGCUGUGAUUUCAUCUCACAAGAUAGUUUAAUAUCACAACAAAUUGAAUUAAUUUAAUCAAAAUAAGUGACUUAUGACUGUUAUAUAAUUAUGUGUUAAGCUCUGAACAUUUUAAAUAAGAUAACUAAACUAAUAGAUUGAAGGUUGAGAAUAGGUUACAAUUAAAUAAUCUUCAAGCAAUUAAGUUAAUUAUUUGAUAAUAUCCAAGACGACCGAGCUGCCAUCUAGAGGGGUAGAAAUUUACAAAAUGAAACUUGAGGUUAAUAUUAUUACUUAAUCAAUGUUAAUUUUUUAAUCCAAUCUGGAUAAUUAAAAGUGAUUAAUAUUUGAGUAAUUUGAUAGAAAU